UUCUACCUCCCGCUCCUGGCUCCCCGCUGGCUCCGCUGGCUCCGCUCCACCUCCGUCCGCUCCACCUCCGUCGCGUCGCGUCGCAUCGGUCUCCCACGCCAUGCCGAUCUGCACAAGGGGGUCCAACGAGGGGAAGUGUUUGAUGCCACAGCCCAGUUUCUCCGUUGCCUCACGGUGUCUCUCCAAGACCUCGCGGCACUUUCCCAUGUGGGUGAUCAGUGCUGAGAACUUGCUUCAGCUUGAUUCCUUCAAACCACAUCAGGAGCUUCAGGCUGCCGGGCUCUUGGAGCUGCAUGAUCCUGAGCACCGUGACGCUCGCGUGACCUUUGUGUCUCACGAAUGGUCAAGUUUUGAUCAUCCAGAUCCCCAGAAUGCACAGCUCCACUCCUUGCAGCAGAUGAUCUUGGGCAUCCGGGAUGGCAGCAUCCAACUCCGUCACGACAUGAACAGCUACUUCCGCCCCGCCAUGACGCGACCCGUCUCGCUACAGGAGCUGAAAGGCAUCCCGAAAGGCUACUUUUGGAUCGACUUCCUUUCCAUUCCGCAGGUCUGUCACUGCACCUCGGCGGCGGAGCGACGCCAGGUGCAAGAGGACAUGCGGGCGGCAGUCAUGAGCUUGCAUACCUACGUGGCGCAUUGCUCCUUCUUUGUGGUCUUGGCACCGAUUCAAUACCACACGUCGGGUCGGCUGAUGAGUUACUCAUCGUGGAAGAGCCGUGGCUGGUGUCAGUUCGAGCUGGCUGUGAAUGGCCUCUUGGGCAGCGGCACCAAGCCUGUGCUGAAUGUGGACACCAAGACUGUGUGGCAUGUGCACUACCUCAGUUUUUGGCAGCUCUCGCCCUGCUGCGGCGACUUUACGAAGGAUGAAGACAGAUACUUCAUCGCUGAUGCACUGCAGCAAGUCAUGGAGCACAUGGAAGACUCUCUGCGAUCCUCCAACAACGCGCACAGGCUCCACUUGCUGCAGAAUCUCCGUAAGGAGUUGCUGAAGUGUCGCGGCUUCGAGAUUACCAUGCCGCGCAUUCGGACCAAGGACAGGAGCUCAAGCAGUGGUCUCUGGCCGGGCUUGCACUAUGCGGCGGCUUUGGAUGAUGUAGAGCUUGUUAGGACCCUUCUCAAGGCCGACGCAGAUGUGAACGCAUGCACUCAAUGUAAAGAUUUGGACUUCCAAUUACAAUGUGGGCAAACGCCCCUGCAUGUUUGGGCCGCCUUCUCUCGGGAUCCCGCAGUAGCAGAAGCCCUACUGCAACGUAAAGCCGAGGUGGACGCUUUAGAUGAUGACCGGAUCACUCCAUUGAUGAUCGCUUGCCAGAUGGGCAACGAAGCCAGUUGCAGGACCUUGUUGAGGUGCUCGGCCAACGUGAACCACCAAGACAAGCUGUGCUUGACGCCGAUUAUGCUCGCAGCGGCAUCGGACCAUGCUCGUCUUUUCUGCUCCCUACUGGAGUAUGGUGCAGAUCCUCUCUAUCAAUGGGCUGGCGUAGGGUUGUUGCACGUGGUGGCAGCUCACUGUACAGACUUCACCUCCGAGUGCCUUCAAAACCUUCUGAAGGAAGGCUUGCAGUUGAAGAGCCAGUGCUCGAUCCGAUUCUGGAGCUCACCAGGCUUUGUCCUUUGGUGUGCCUUGCUCUGCAGCAGCGAAGCGCGGAAGGAGUGGCGUUUGGUCAGCGGCAGUACGCCCUUGUGCACCAGCAUUCUACGGGGCAACGUCGGGGCGCUGCGGCUCUUGCUCCAGGCGAAGGCCGACCCGAAGGACCUCGGCACACCCGACCCUCGAGAGUACGGCAAGCGCGCUUCCAUUCCAGACCAGGUCUGGCAGCGGCUUUUAGAGGAGACCCAGGGACCGGAGACCGAGAAACCGCCCUCAUCGUGACGUCUUGAAAGGAAAAAGAACAUGCCGCGGGAGAGUGGCGGCUUCACGCGCGGACUGACUGUUGGUACGCGCACCCGCGCGGACUGACGGGUGAAGUCGGAUGGACGGGCGGGUCUGCAGAAUGGAGUCGGAUGGACUCGGGUGUGGAUGUGGCGAGCUUUUCCAUCACUUCUGGGAGUCUGUGGUUGCAAGGAGAAGUUUUAGCAUCCACGGUCCGCGGUUCCAUCAUGAUCGGUGCUCCAAGCAAUGAUCUGACGAGAUGGCUGGAGGCUGUUGAAAGUGUGCAGCACAAUUUGGGCAAACACGAAGACCAGACUCUCGGACAACAGACAUGGUUUAGUCGAAGCCGGGACACCUGGGUUUUCCCGAAGAACAGAAUAAUUCCCUAGGUCAACCUACAUCAAGCUACCCUGGUUUAGGGAUGUUUAGGGAUGUUUAGGGUUCCGGGUCUUGACCCCCCAGCCACAUCUCUCCGUGACGCGGUGGCUCAAGUGACCAGAAGGUCCACGGUGACGCUUAAAGCGCGGCGCGCGAUGCAGCGAAGCAGGUCGACCGAGUGGACGGUGAGACACGGGGAUUGAGACCCUGGUGAGAGGAAGCCAAGCUCUUCACGCCAGGCUUGCGACAGUUUGUUUGGCUAGCCUGCCACGGGCUGGUUACCAGGCUGUACCGUGAUGCUGCAUGCAUUUGCAUCAUCUGCAUGCAUCUGCAUGCUGCAGGCGGCGAACCUGUCGGAGAA
Messenger RNA from Durusdinium trenchii, 2612 nucleotides. The record is from the annotation of a GenBank genome assembly. Lineage: Eukaryota; Dinophyceae; Suessiales; Symbiodiniaceae.